AUGAACCUUUAUGAGGAGCAAGUUUUGAAGGUGGAUUCUGGACUGUUCUUAUUUGGACUGGUUGUAGUUGUUCAUUUUGUAAGCAAAUACGGGCUGGAGGACAAUACAGUGGACUUCAUUGGUCACGCAUUGGCUCUUCAUAGAGAUGAUCGCUAUCUAGAUGAACCUGCCCUUGGUACUGUAAAAAGGAUGAAAGUUGAAUUUGAUGUUGAAGGAAAAGUUUGUGGUGUGACAUCAGAAGGGGAAACUGCUAAGUGCAAGAAGGUCGUACGUGACCCUUCCUACUUACCAAAUAAGCCACAGGUUAGGAAGGUUGGAAAGGUUGCAAGGGCGAUAACUAUUAUGAGCCAUCCCAUCCCAAAUACCGAUGACUCUCAUUCAGUGCAGGUUAUUCUGCGACAGAAGCAACUAGGACGCAAGUCGGACAUGUAUCUCUUCUGUUGUUCUUAUUCACACAAUGUUGCCCCAAAAGGGAAGUUCAUUGCAUUUGUCUCAUCAGAAGCUGAGACUGAUCGUCCGGAGAUAGAACUAAAGCCAGGAAUUGAUCUUCUUGGGCCAGUAGAUGAGCUAUUUUUUGAUAGUUAUAGUUAUGAUGCUAUGACACAUUUUGAGUCAACUGUCAUGGAUGUGCUUCAUAUGUAUCGCAUGAUCACCAGAAAGGAUCUUCCUGUACUACCAGCCCAUCCGACCCCUGAUCAAAGGGCUACCCACGAGAAGUGGUUGGAUGACGAUAAUAAGGCACGGUGCUACGUGCUGGUGUCUAUGUCCAAUGAGCUCCAACGUCAGUAUGAGGAUAUGAAAACUGCUAGGAGCAUUCUCUAUGAGUUACAUGUUGAUGUUUCUGUGAAUAUAAUCGAGCAGGAUGUGAAUGCCAUAGGAGCUAAACGACCUAGAGAUGAUAUUAAUCUCAAGUACAUGUGA
Elaeis guineensis (African oil palm) is the source of this 921-nucleotide messenger RNA. Lineage: Eukaryota; Viridiplantae; Streptophyta; Magnoliopsida; Arecales; Arecaceae. The record is from RefSeq and is a predicted model, not a curated record.